Messenger RNA from Pangasianodon hypophthalmus (striped catfish), 1474 nucleotides. RefSeq lists its product as uncharacterized. The coding region runs from base 211 to 975 and encodes 254 amino acids. Lineage: Eukaryota; Metazoa; Chordata; Actinopteri; Siluriformes; Pangasiidae. The transcript is spliced from 2 exons. The record is from RefSeq and is a predicted model, not a curated record.
GAGUGAGAGCGAGUGGCAUAGCUGAUGGAACUUGCACACACACGCACAGAGCAUGAUCCUGAUCUUGCUGAAAAGCGUUGCUGGGAAAUAAAAGUGAGCCCGGAGCUCUGCUGAAAUUCCACCUGCCUCCUGAGUCUUCCUCCGCACCCAUACACACCAGAUUCUACAGUGGUCUUGAAACCCAGGAUCAAGGAGGACUCAGAUGCUUCCAUGGAAGCCUCUCCAUUCAGCGACAUCAUAAAGUCCCUCGCCAGAAGCUGCUGCAGCCCUCCACUUCUCCAGCUGUGUCCCCUGCCAUCGUCCAACAAAGGAUGCUCACCAAGAUGGCCUCCACUGAUGAUCCGGAGGCCUUCACUGAGCUUUUCACUGAUCUCGUGGCAGUGGAGGAUGAAUGGGCUCACCAUCUCCUCUCCUUGCUAUUGGGGAAGCCCAGCUUGCUGGCAAGCAGCUGUUGCCAAGGACACAGCCGGAGUAUCUGAGUGUCAAGUGGGCGGUCCUACAGCACGCCAACCAGACACCAGAAGAGCACUGCUGACGCUUUCAGUUGCUGCAGCUAACCGACGUUGGCUAACCCUUUGCCUACGCGCAGCAGCUGAAGGACUCCUGUCGUCGGUGGUUGCAGUCCACCAAAGCCUGACUCAAGGCAAGGCAUUGGGAAAUCCCCUUUUUACUGUGAAGCAGACUGAUGAGUUGGGCAGAGGGCUAGGGGCCAUUUUGUCCCACGUGGUGAAGGGACAGGAGUGCCCCAUGCAGUACAUCAGCUGGAAACUCUUGGUAAGAGAGAGUAAGUACAGAAUGAUAGAGAAGGAGUGUCUGGCCAUCAAGUGGGUGCUCCUCAAGCUCUCAUAUUAUCUACUGUGGCACCCCUUUACCCUCUGUUCCUAUCAUGCCUUGCUCCAAUUGCUCGACCGUAAUGCCAACGAGUGGCUACAGACCAGACCGGUCCCAGACCUUAGUCUGGUAGUCGGGGUAUGAGGCAGCGGUCGAGCGUCAGCUGCAGACAGGGUUGAACAGGUAAUACAUGAUGAUUCUCACUUAUGUCUUAUUACUGCCAGCCUACAUAUAUGUGUGUCUUUGUGCUUUUAGUGACUGCCGUGAGCCAGAGAGAGAGAGAGAGAGAGAGAGAGAUAGUGGCAGAGCUGGCAGAGCUUGCAACACAUACACACACACAUUCACACCCACACACAUAAUCUUUGAACAAGGAAAAAGCCUCAUGUUAGUGACAGCCCCUUUUGGGUUGCAUUUACAUUAGCUUGUUUUUUUUUUUUUUUUUUUCAGUUUUUGCAAGUGUGCUGAAAAGUGCUGCUGAGAAAUAAAAGUGAGCCUGGACCUCUGCCUGAACUAACUGUUGUAUAAUGGUGUUUACAUCAAUUACUAUGUCAUACAGUGACUUUGUGACUUUGUCUCAACAUGUGCGUACACGUGUGUACAUGUGCAUUAAAACAUAUCCAGGCAAUUUCAUCAUCCCUGUUAU